Messenger RNA from Talaromyces rugulosus, 1926 nucleotides. RefSeq lists its product as uncharacterized. The coding region runs from base 1 to 1926 and encodes 641 amino acids. NCBI's taxonomy places the organism in Eukaryota, Fungi, Ascomycota, Eurotiomycetes, Eurotiales, Trichocomaceae. The transcript has a single exon. The record is from RefSeq and is a predicted model, not a curated record.
AUGUCGUCGACACCCAGCCAGCCCGCAAAUCCACCGCCGAUUCGUUGGCAGUUCAUCGACUCGUCCAACGACAAUGGUGACAAUCUAACCCAAGUCAAACGCCAUGUCAUGCAGGAGUUUAUGCGCCAGAAGCGCGAAACCCAGCAACAAGAUACCUCGUCGGACGACAACACCGGCGACGACCAAGCCGCGCUCAAGAAAAAGAAGAAAAAGGCCAACAACGCGAAGAAGCGCCAGCGGGCCGCCCAGAAGACACAGAAAAACAAGGCUUCCAGUGCCGAGAAUCCCAAGUCAAACAAGAGGCUCUCCGAUACCUCGAAGCGGGGAGGAGAGACAGAGGUUGCUGCUCGAUCACCGGGCCAGUUCAUCGCGAUACAGCCCGAUCAAUUACUGGUUUCUCGUCCAAAGGCAUCGCUAUGGGACUUUAACAACUCGCCGAGUGACUGUAGCGAUUUCUUUGACGAAGCUGUGGCCGCUUACAACAGUCCGACGCUAUCUGCUUGGUCAAGAACAGAAGCGUCGUCCCCCCAGACGCUACUGAGUGCUGCGCGAACUGACCCUUUCGACACCAUGCCGUUGCAACUGACCACCCAGGAUCAGCACCUCUUUGACUUUUAUGUGCACGAGAUGCCCUCGUGCUCCUACGGAGACCACUUCCGUACCAGAUCUGCACACAACUGGUAUACCGAGGUUUUCGUCCCCGAAGCCAUGAAAGGCCCUCUCACUUUUGUCAACACAGUCCUAGUCCACGCAGCAAACACUCAGGCCUGGCUACGAAACCAAACAGAGACAGCGGAAACGCUAUUCUAUCGACAACGCGCCAUCACCAUGCUCACAGAACACAUGCUAAAAUACCCUCACGACAUAUCGGAUAAUGCAAUAACAGCCUGUAUGAGUGCUGCCGCCUUAGAAGACUUUGAUCCGCGCCCCGAGCGUAAGGAAAUCAGCUGGAUUCAUAUGCGGCAAGCUCGCAAAAUGAUCCGGAAACGUGGUGGACCGGCCGCCUUUGAGAAUACGAAGCUGGCAAUGCUAAUCAACUGGCAAGACUAUAUCCUCGCUGGAUACGAGACAGAAGAGGGCAGCGGUAGCUUUCACUUUGAAAGUGACCUAGUUUCUCCUGUCACCAAUGGCUCGCUCAUGCCUUCACUUCCCUCCCCUCCUUGUUCGGUAUCGUCCCCCACGAUUGACUGUACCUCGUCGGUUAACUCGGCUCGAUUGACCAACACAUCAUCCGAGCCAGAAAUAAAAUUCCAGUGCGAGGAGUUUCUGAAUUUCCUCAGUCGUUGUGAACACUUGGCCGUUAGCCAAAAAUCCACACUGCCUGCCACCGCCGCCCCGUAUCGACAUACCGUUUUCCAGCCUACGUCGUUCCUGGGUCAGAUUUUGGCGUCUCCCAAUGCGAAGCGGAUGACAGCCAGCGGAGACCGGAAACAGUUCAUCGCUCGACUGGCAUCCGUGAUGACGUUGAAUGCCGCUCUGUGGGAUUACCGAUCGUCAGUUCAAAGGGCUGAAGCCUUCCUUGACCACAUCGUAUCCAAAGUCUUGGACAGUGAGGUCAACAUGAGCUCAUCCGUUGAGGCUCUACUGCAGAUUCUUCUCUCUUGCCAGGACUUUCCCACGGACAUAUCUGGCAACCCCUUUUCUUUUAACUCGCUCGGUCUGUGGCAGGACGACCUAGAACUGCCCGAUUAUUCACAGUACUCUCCCUCGGCCAUGUCGCCGUCUGCUCGACCGUGGUUCAUCGGCCGAAUGCUCAAAGUCGCAAAGCGCUUGAGCUUGGACUCGUGGGUUCGCGUCAACGAGUUUCUGUUUUCUUGCUUGACGUUGCAAACCAACGAGCCUUCCCUGCAUCUUUGGGAGAAUGAUUUACGACAUGAGAUUCUCCAGGCUCCUUUGACGAGCUAUACCAUGCCUGCUUUAAAAUAA